GAGGCUGUCAUUUCAAAUGGCACCAUUGCUUUUGAAAAUUGGCUUGUGCCAGGAAGUUCAGUUUACAGGCAAUUUUGGGUUUUCCAUGUGCAAAAUCCUUCAGAGGUAUUAGACCAAGGAGCACCUCCAAAACUUGAACAAAGAGGACCUUACACAUACAGGGUGCGAUAUUUACCCAAAGAAAACAUCACAGAACACUCUGAUGGCACAAUAUCCUACAUGUUGCCUAAUGUUGCUCAUUUUGAACCCGAUAUGUCUGUUGGGACAGAAAAUGAUACCGUCACCUGCCUCAACCUUGCCGUUGUUGCUGCACCUGCCUUGUAUACAAGCACUUUUAUGCACCUACUAUUAAACACUUGGAUUAAAGCUUCUAAGUCAUCCAUGCUGCAGAACAGAACAGUGAAAGAACUACUGUGGGGAUACAAAGAUCCCUUCUUAAGCAAGAUCCCCUUCCCUGUAAACCAAGUUCUGGGAGUCUUCUACCCGUAUAAUGGGACGUCUGAUGGACUUUAUAAAGUCUAUACUGGGAAAGAAGAUAUUAAAAAAACAGCAAUAAUUGAAAGCUAUAAAAACAAAAGGAAUCUUUCAUAUUGGGAAGGUUACUGCGAUUUGGUUAAUGGCACAG
Molecule: messenger RNA, 625 nt
Organism: Cariama cristata (Red-legged seriema)
Lineage: Eukaryota; Metazoa; Chordata; Aves; Cariamiformes; Cariamidae
Product: platelet glycoprotein 4-like
Exons: 5
Biological process (GO): long-chain fatty acid import into cell; lipoprotein transport; amyloid-beta clearance by cellular catabolic process
Cellular component (GO): cell surface; cytoplasm; caveola
Molecular function (GO): scavenger receptor activity; low-density lipoprotein particle receptor activity; low-density lipoprotein particle binding
Source: RefSeq, a predicted model, not a curated record